Molecule: messenger RNA, 522 nt
Organism: Cercopithifilaria johnstoni
Lineage: Eukaryota; Metazoa; Nematoda; Chromadorea; Rhabditida; Onchocercidae
Source: the annotation of a GenBank genome assembly
AUGGGGAAAACGAAAACGAAUUUGCAAUCAAAUGCCGAUGUGAAGAUGGAGGUUGAUGAUGAUGUAAAGCCAUCGGUAAAUGAUUUGGGUGACAGCAUCGAACCGCCAAUGUCAGCUAAGGAUGAAUAUGAUGAACUUUGUACUAUGAUUAAUGCUAUUGCCCAUCCACUUGCUCCAAGAAAAGUAGCAAAGAAAAUUUACAAAUUAAUAAAGAAGGCUUCUAAGAAUAGGCAACAUUUGAGGCAGGGGAUGUGCGAUGUUCAAAAAGCUUUGAGAAGGAAUGAAACUGGUAUCGUUGUGCUUGCAGGUAAUGUAUCACCAGUAGAUGUUUAUUCACAUAUCCCAGGCAUAUGCGAGGAAAAAGAUAUUCCAUAUAUAUUUACACCAUCACGUGAGCACCUAGGAUUGGCUGCUGGACACAAAAGGGCGGCUAUACUACUUCUCAUAAAAGAAGAUUCAGAUUAUGCAGAUUUGUUCCAUGAAGUAUUUGAACUGAUCAAGAGGAUUACACCCGACGCUUGA